UGGAGAUGAGGUCUCACUAUUUUGUCCACGCUGGUCUUGAACUCCUGAGCUCAAGCAGUCCUCCCACCUUGGCCUCCCAAAGUGCCGGUAUUACAGAUGUGAGCCACCAUGCUUGGCCCCAGGGCUAGUUCUUAAUGACCAUCUCUAGUAGGAAGAGCCACUCUGUGCUUUCCUUUUCCAUGAAGUUAGGAAAUCUGUCUGUGGGUUACUGAGAUGUUCAUGUCACUUAGAUCACCAUCUCCAAGAUAGGGACCUGGCUUCACAAUCCAGAGUUUUAAAUGGAGCCCAUACUGCAGACUUUGUUUAGUGAACUUUCUCACUUCCUGUCCUUGAACUUCUCCGUAGUAAUAAUCACAAUUGCUAUCAUUAAUGAGAGUUUAUUAUGUUCCAGGCAACAUAUCUAACAUUUAUUUAUUUUUUCCUCCUAUCUUCAUAACAAUAUUGUGAUGUAGAUGUUAUUAAUGACAUCUUUCAGAUGAGGAGACUGUGGCAAAGGGAGAUGAAUUAACUUGCUCAGAGUCACACUACCAGACUACAAACUCAGGUGCUUUUUAUUAUGCAGAAUACCCCCUGCAGACCUAAUCCUGCCCCAGGCUCUGAGGCCAGCUUUGUUUGCAGGGAGAUUUUAAGGAGGGUAUAUAAUUUAAGGUGUGGUAGAAAGAAUACUGGACUGGGAUGCUGGUUUGCUAGAUUGUCAUCUCAAUGACUCAUCCUGGGGCCUGGAUGAGUCAGCCUUUGUGUGUGGACCCUGGUUUUCUGACCCCUAAGAAGGAAGCUGGAGCUUGGUCUUCUCUAAAGCUAUACCUGGCCCUAACAUUUAGUGAUCUUCAUGGUUGUGAGUAAAAGUGUGCAUGUUUGCCUGUUCAGCAGCUGCUUUGUGCAGAACCUGCUGAGGUCAGCAGCUGCCCUGUACCUGUUCUAGCAUCAGACUCCUACAGGAAAAAGUCUCAAUUUAUGGAAUGUUCUGCUCUGCUGCCAUGUCCACGCAGAGACUUCGGAAUGAAGACUACCACGACUACAGCUCCACGGACGUGAGCCCCGAGGAGAGCCCGUCGGAAGGCCUCAACAACCUCUCCUCCCCGGGCUCCUACCAGCGCUUUGGUCAAAGCAACAGCACAACAUGGUUCCAGACCUUGAUCCACCUGUUAAAAGGCAACAUUGGCACAGGACUCCUGGGACUCCCUCUGGCGGUGAAAAAUGCAGGCAUCGUGAUGGGUCCCAUCAGCCUGCUGAUCAUAGGCAUCGUGGCCGUGCACUGCAUGGGUAUCCUGGUGAAAUGUGCUCACCACUUCUGCCGCAGGCUGAAUAAAUCCUUUGUGGAUUAUGGUGAUACUGUGAUGUAUGGACUAGAAUCCAGCCCCUGCUCCUGGCUCCGGAACCACGCACACUGGGGAAGACGUGUUGUGGACUUCUUCCUGAUUGUCACCCAGCUGGGAUUCUGCUGUGUCUAUUUUGUGUUUCUGGCUGACAACUUUAAACAGGUGAUAGAAGCGGCCAAUGGGACCACCAAUAACUGCCACAACAAUGAGACGGUGAUUCUGACGCCUACCAUGGACUCGCGACUCUACAUGCUCUCCUUCCUGCCCUUCCUGGUGCUGCUGGUUUUCAUCAGGAACCUCCGAGCCCUGUCCAUCUUCUCCCUGUUGGCCAACAUCACCAUGCUGGUCAGCUUGGUCAUGAUCUACCAGUUCAUUGUUCAGAGGAUCCCAGACCCCAGCCACCUCCCCUUGGUGGCCCCUUGGAAGACCUACCCUCUCUUCUUUGGCACAGCGAUUUUUUCAUUUGAAGGCAUUGGAAUGGUUCUGCCCCUGGAAAACAAAAUGAAGGAUCCUCGGAAGUUCCCACUCAUCCUGUACCUGGGCAUGGUCAUCGUCACCAUCCUCUACAUCAGCCUGGGGUGUCUGGGGUACCUGCAAUUUGGAGCUAAUAUCCAAGGCAGCAUAACCCUCAACCUGCCCAACUGCUGGUUGUACCAGUCAGUUAAGCUGCUGUACUCCAUCGGGAUCUUUUUCACCUACGCACUCCAGUUCUACGUCCCGGCUGAGAUCAUCAUCCCCUUCUUUGUGUCCCGAGCGCCCGAGCACUGUGAGUUAGUGGUGGACCUGUUUGUGCGCACAGUGCUUGUCUGCCUGACAUGCAUCUUGGCCAUCCUCAUCCCCCGCCUGGACCUGGUCAUCUCCCUGGUGGGCUCCGUGAGCAGCAGCGCCCUGGCCCUCAUCAUCCCACCGCUCCUGGAGGUCACCACCUUCUACUCAGAGGGCAUGAGCCCCCUCACCAUCUUUAAGGACGCCCUGAUCAGCAUCCUGGGCUUCGUGGGCUUUGUGGUGGGGACCUAUGAGGCUCUCUAUGAGCUGAUCCAGCCAAGCAAUGCUCCCAUCUUCAUCAAUUCCACCCGUGCCUUCAUAUAGGGAUCUGGGUUCGUCUCUGCAGCUGCCUACCCCUGCCCCAUGUGUCCCCCGUUACCUGUCCUCAGAGCCUCAGGUAUGGUCCAGGCUCUGAGGAAAGUCAGGGUUGCUGUGUGGGAACCCCUCUGCCUGGCACCUGGAUACCCUGGGCCAGGUAACCUGAGGGCAGGGGAGAGGUGGGGUGGCAGACACGCAGAAGUGCUACUAGUGACAGGGCUGCCAUCGCUCACUUAUACCUAUUUACACCCAGAACUUUCCAGCUCCCCCUCAUCAUGCCUCCUCCUUCCUACCUGCCUCCCCUCUGCUGGUGCACCUCGCCCAACUCAUUCUUACUGCACAGUUCACUUUAUUUAACAAUUUUCGUGUCCUCCACCUCAUGUUUUCACCUUUUCUGGGCCAGGCAUAGAUUAAGUAACUGGGAACGCCCCCUCUUUAUAAAGCUGGGCUUCUUUCUCAUCUCUCUCCCAAAUGUUGUAUCUCAGUAUUCUUCCUAUUCGAGUCUCCAGGGGGUGGCUGGACCUACCUGGUCAUUUGAAACAGGCCCCCAAGCUGGAGUUUUUAAUCUCGACUCUCUGGCUUGCUGUGACCCCUAAGGCAAUGCUUCUCUUCCCUGGAUUCCUUAGUGUGGGUCACAGUACUGUAUUCUUAGUUGCUUUAGCUCUUAAAACAUACGAAGUGUUGCCUAAACUGAAAAUAUUUAUCUUUUAUUUAAAAUCAGAUUUUUGUUUUUAGACUGUCUUAGAGGGGCUAUUACGAAUCACUUCUUCUUCAGUAAACUUUGACUCAACUUCUCCUGCUGAAAAGAAGCUCGCUCCAGAUGUCUGCAUGGGUCCUCGGCACUCUUGGCUGAGGACUCAAAGGUUUUAAUCAGGAUCGUCUAAAAAUGUACCUCGGUGAGGAGGCACAGAUUUUGCCUCCUGUUGACCAGCCUGGUUUCAUACCGAAAAGACAUUGAAGAAUUGCAGAAAUGUAUGGGUGCACCGGGCCGAGGGAAGGGUGGCUGAGUGAGAGGCGUAUAAAAUGGGGCUGUGUGCAUGCAGGCCCAUGUUUCAGCCUCAGCCCAUGCCAGGUGAAAGGAUCAGCAAUGUUCAGUUGCCAUCGUGCUGGGACGACACCAGCUCUAUUGCCACCAAUGAGUAGCUGAGGUCAGUGUGCACAGAGUUUGAAAUGAAGUUAAUAGACUUUACAGCAGCUGGUCUGACACUACGCGCAGUGCUUGGUUGUUUACAAUCAGUGGGGAAAAGGGCAGAACCAGUGCCCGGCCCCACACUGCCUCUGUGGCCUGGACUUUGAAAGGAACCACUGAACACUAAUUAUGAGCCCUGUCUUUCCCCCAGAAUGCCUCCCUGGGUUUCACAAACAGCCUUGAGGUUGGCCCUCCUCAAGGUCAGCCUUCAGAUUUGGGAGCAAACUUCAGAGAAGGCAGAGGAAGAUACAUUGCCUUGCUGUGGGCUGCCUCUUCUUUCCUCUUGGUAUGCGAAGUAUUUCAGAAGGCCAUUGAUGAAUUCCCCCUCUUUAGCUGUGUAUGUGUGCACAUGUGUGUGUACGUGCGUGUGUGUGUUCCUGUGUAAGUAACAGACCAGACUCCUUUUCUCUUCUGUCCCGUCACCAGGCUCUUGCUUCACUGCAGAUACAGUUCACUCUGAAAGCUGGUUGAAGGAGAGCAGCCAAAAUGUAUCAGGGGUUUUGCUUCUGUGUUUCGCCAAAGCUCAUAAGGGCUGUGACCCACCCAUAUGGCCCCAGUUUUUUCUGUCUCUUCUGUUCCAAAGCCAGGAGAGCUGACUUCAGGUGAAGGGAUGGGAAAAGUGGACUCUCAUUGUAGUGACUCCCAACCUACCUAAUAAUUUGUUAACUUAGGAAUAUGCUAUCAUUGUUGACUUGUUCUUCCUUAGAAGAAGGACGAUUUUCACCCACCCUUUCUGUUCUAUGGUGGACUCUUAACAGGUGCUAUGUGACCAAGAAUCUAGCUGGGAGUAGCAGAGGCCCUGUCUUCUGAAGUCUCAGGCUUAGAAGUUACCAAAGUGGGCUCAGAAACUGUCAUCUCCUGGUUCCAAGUUCGGGGUCUGGCAGCCCAGCCACUAUCUUAGCUGUCUUCCCCAGCGGUGCUAAGAGUGGUCUCAGUGAGAAGGUAGAUGCCAACUGGAGGGCCAGGCCUGUGUCCUGCCCAUGUCCUCCUUGGUGGACGUUUCUGUUUACUCAGAGCUGCUAGAGACCAUCCUGCCCAGCCGAUUUCUGAGAUUGGGACUGUGAUGUUGGGACCUGAGGACUGGAUGGUAGAAUACUGGGGUCCCCCAGCUCUUAGCAGGAUGCAGGCUAUUGCUUCCACACCCCUGGCCGUGAGAACAUGGUAUGUAGGAGAGUUGGCUGUAGCUUUAGGAUUUCUGGAAGCCAAUUUGGCAUGGCCUGUUUGAUCUCUGGCUUGUGCUCCUGCUACACUGACAGACUGAUUGUGUGGCUCUUUCAGAAGACCCAGGAAGGGCAGCUCCAGCCAGAGGACCUUCCUGGCUAUGCAGGUGCACAGCUCUUAGGCAUCAAGCAAAGGGUCAGCCAGUCAGUAGUAGUGGGAGGAAGCCCUUCCUCCUCUUAUGCAAGCAGCUCGCAGCCAGCCCAGAAUCUCUUAUGCAGCCCAAAGGGCUUCUUGAGGUAGAGAGCCCUCCCCAGUGUCUUCCCAGGAUAAGUAGAAAUAUAAUCACAGAGCAGCGGAGCAAAGGCUUUCGGGAGUGUGAGGCUGCAUCUGCUGGAGCAAAGGGAAACCGUGGGCUUUUCCGGCCAGAUACUCUUGAGCUCUGUGACCCUGCUCCUGUCACCCCAAUUUCUCCAAGCCAGAAGUAGCUUUCUCAGAGCCCCUUGGUGGUUCUGUCCUCCAAAUGCUGCUGUUGGGAGCGGGCUUCCAGCUCUCAGUGGGCAGUACACCUCCUCCUAAAUGCAGAUACUUGCUAGGAAGAGUGUGAGCUGGCAUCUUCUGUUCACUCUGCCUAGCAGUUGUCACCAUUCACAAGUGGCAUUAUUUAUGUUGUGCUGCUGUCCAGCUGCUAAGAUCCCUUCAUCUGCACAAGCCCUGGCUAGAUAUGUGUGAAUGUGUGGCAUCAUUUCACUUCAGCCGCCCAAUUCCAUCUCUCCUCUGCAGCCAGAUUCACUGGCUGAUGCUCACUGUUCACUGUCUAUCCCCACGAAACUUAGUUUUAUCAGUAGUCUUAAAGUGUUGAUCUCAAACAAGUACAUUAGAAAAAUCAUGUUUCUUCUCUCUCAUCUUACUUUUCUCUUCUCAGAUUUCUCCCUUCCUAGAACAUUAUCUCUGUUUAGCAUUAAUGUUCACCUCGUAUUUUUUGGAAGUGCAAAAAUCUCAAUUUGUAUCUGUUUACAGCUCUCUCUCCUCACUGCUCACAGCAAGGGGUUCUGUAUCAGUGGAUUUUAUUUUGUAGCUGCUGAGAUGUUAAGGCAAGCCUCAGCAUCUGCCCCCGCUGGGUCCACAAUGCUGCUUCCUCGAAGAGAAGACACAGAGUCCAAGUGGCAGGACUUGAGGUUGGCUUCCACUCUGCCUUAGAAGUUAAUUUUCCAAAGUACAUUACAAAUCUCUGAGGCCAUUAGGGGAAAAGGAAGGGGUGUGGUUUGUGUUUGAAAUUACGGUUAAUACUUUUAGACAGUAAGUCCGGCUGGUUGCAGGGCUAUUUGCCCCGACAGCAUCAGCCUGUAACAUUUCUUCUCUUUCCUUUGUGCCACUGAGUCGUUCCCUGGCCAGAGGACAUAAAUGGUGCUGAUAGGAGGUUAUCAGAGUAAGGAAGGUAGGAGAUAUAGGUGCAGGGUGCCUGUCAUUCACUGUGUUAUUUGGUUUAAAUCAAACUGAUUCUGGGGGAAGCUAUGUUCUUUCAGUGGAUAAUAAAAUUGGUAACUCUAUUGUAAAACAUGUCAAUGGUGUGUGAAGAAAAAUCAACCAAUCUGUAGGUGUUGAUAACUAGACAGUACUGUGUAUGUUACGUGCCUGUGUGGAUGUGCACUUCCAGCAUGGUAUGUGUAGCGAUGUGGAUCAUGCCAGAGUUCGUAGAUUCUGUUUUGGGGUUUGCACAUGGAUCAUAUGUUAAGCUUUUUCUUUUCAAUAAAUGAAUUUUAUUUUUAUUUUUGA
Pan troglodytes (chimpanzee) is the source of this 6525-nucleotide messenger RNA. It is a transcript of the gene SLC36A1, whose product is annotated as solute carrier family 36 member 1. Gene Ontology annotation, molecular function: L-alanine transmembrane transporter activity; L-proline transmembrane transporter activity; amino acid:proton symporter activity. Lineage: Eukaryota; Metazoa; Chordata; Mammalia; Primates; Hominidae. The record is from RefSeq and is a predicted model, not a curated record. The transcript has 11 exons. Bases 960 to 2408 code for a protein of 482 amino acids. Gene Ontology annotation, cellular component: vacuolar membrane. Gene Ontology annotation, biological process: L-alanine transport; glycine transport; proline transmembrane transport.